CCUGUCCUUAGAUCCAAGAGAGGUGGCUGGACUGCCUGUUCCUUCGUUGUUGUAUAUGAAGUGUUUGAACGAAUGGCGUACUAUGGGAUCUCAUCAAACUUGAUCAUAUAUUUGACCAAAAAGAUGCAUCAAGGAACUGUGAAAUCUGCCAACAAUGUCACCAAUUGGGUGGGCACUGUUUGGAUGACACCUGUCUUGGGUGCCUACGUGGCAGAUGCCUUUCUUGGUCGUUACUGGACUUUUCUCAUUGCCUCUGCAAUCUAUCUUCUGGGAAUGAGCAUGUUGACACUGGUGGUUUCGGUGCCCGGCCUAAAACCACCAUCCUGUAGUGCUCACCAACCACUUGGGCCUGACUGUCCAAUGCCAAGCCCAUUGCAAUUGGGCCUAUUUUUCGGGGCACUCUACACGUUAGCAGUCGGGACGGGCGGGACGAAGCCCAAUAUAUCGACGAUCGGGGCGGACCAGUUCGACGAGCACGCGCCCAAGGAGAAAGCCCAAAAGCUGUCAUUCUUCAACUGGUGGAUGUUCAGCAUAUUUCUUGGCACACUCUUUGCAAACACAGCUCUGGUGUACAUUCAAGACAAUGUGGGCUGGACCUUGGGGUAUGGGCUUCCCACAAUUGGGCUGGCUUUGUCCAUAGUGAUAUUUUUGGCUGGGACUCCAUUUUAUAGGCACAGGAAGCCCAGUGGGAGCCCAUUUACAAGAAUGGGUAUGGUCAUUGUUGCAGCCCUAAGGAAAUGGAGGGUCCCAGUUUCUGUUGAUCCCAAAGAAUUGCAUGAGCUGGAUUUGGAUGAGUACACCAAGAAUGGGAUGCAUAGAAUUGACUCUACACCUUCUUUGAGGUUUUUGAACAAAGCUGGAGUGAAGACAGGUUCCACCAGUCCAUGGCUACUAUGCACAGUGACACAAAUAGAAGAAACAAAACAGAUGCUGAGAAUGUUACCCAUUUUAGUGGCCACAUUCAUUCCAAGCACAAUGAUUGCACAAGUCAACACUCUCUUUGUCAAGCAAGGGACAACUCUCAACAGAAGCAUAGGCAGCUUCAACAUACCCCCAGCCAGCCUGGCGGGUUUCGUCACGCUCUCGAUGCUCGUCUCGGUUGCCUUGUACGACCGCUUCUUCGUCCCGUUCGUCAAAAAGUGGACGAAGAACCCCAGAGGGGUGAAUCUCCUGCAACGCAUGGUCAUCGGCGCGGUUCUCCACAUCACCAUCAUGGUCAUAGCCUCGCUGACUGAGAGGUACAGGCUGAGGGUCGCAAAAGAACACGGCCUCGUCGAGAGCGGGGCUCAGGUCCCGCUCACGAUCUUCGUGCUGCUCCCUCAGUUCGUCCUGAUGGGGACCGCGGACGCGUUCUUGGAAGUGGCGAAGAUCGAGUUUUUCUACGACCAAGCGCCCGAGAGCAUGAAGAGCUUGGGGACAUCGUAUUCGUCGACAACGCUAGGAGUUGGGAACUUCCUCAGCACGGUAUUUCUCUCCAACGUUUCGCGAAUCACGAGGAGAAAUGGUCGCGGGGGAUGGAUUCUCAACAACCUCAAUGCCUCUCAUCUUGACUACUACUACGCCUUCUUCGCGGUACUUAAUGUCGUGAACUUCGUGUUCUUCUUAGUUGUGGCUAAGUUUUACGUGUACAAAGCCGAAGUCUCGGACUCCAUGGUUGUCUUGAGGCAAGAAUUGGAGAUUGGGUCCAGAAAUAAAGUGACUAGCCAACAAACAUCUGAAGCAUAGAGCACUUCUGUUAUAAAAACUCUCUCAAACUCAAUUAAACAAUGCAUCAUGAUAUAACAUUCCAAGUUAUGUUGAUCACAUAAGAUUUUUUUAUAAAAAAAAUGCAUUGAUUUCCUUGGAAUUAGUUUAGGAAAAUAUGAUUUUUGUCUUGACUAAUUAAAGCAGACAAGCUAAU
Cuscuta campestris is the source of this 1900-nucleotide messenger RNA. The record is from the annotation of a GenBank genome assembly. Lineage: Eukaryota; Viridiplantae; Streptophyta; Magnoliopsida; Solanales; Convolvulaceae.